UAGCUACAUUAUCGAAACUUGGUGAUUAUUUCCCAUUUCAUAUUGUUCAGUAAACAAUUUUGUGAAACCAAUUCACGCGCUAUGGCUGGUCUGUUCGAUUCAACGCAUACCGAGGGACCCGGCUUCGUGGGCAUUCGCUUUUGUCAGGAAUGCAACAACAUGUUGUACCCCAAGGAGGACAAGGAUAAUAAAACUCUGAUGUACGCGUGCCGCAAUUGUGAUUACAAGCAGGAGGCCGACUCCAAUUGCAUAUAUGUCAACAAAAUUAUGCACGAAAUCGACGAGUUAACGCACAUAGUGCCGGACGUGAUAUCCGAUCCCACGUUGCCGCGUACCGAAGACCACGCAUGCCCCAAAUGCUCGCAUCGUGAAGCUGUCUUCUUCCAGGCACAGACCCGCCGCGCCGAAGAAGAAAUGCGACUCUACUAUGUUUGUACAAAUCAGAAUUGCACUCAUCGCUGGACUGAGUAGAAACAACAAACAAAAAGCCGGCUUCAUUUACACAAUUGUAUAAAUUGCAAUUAGUUCUAGGUAUAAUUAUUAUAUUUUGUAAGCUAGGCAUGUUUGACAGAGAUUGCACAUUGUACAGGUUCGAUCGCUACGACAUUGACGCAGCCACAAAUACUUCUCAUUGAACGUAACAGCAGUUCCAACUAGUUGUUAUUCACUGCAGCAUUCAAUUUAUUAUCAAUGAAAGACUGUGUUUGAGCGAGAGAGGGAGAGAGAGAAACAUAGAAAGAUUCACUCUCUGAUAUGCAAAUAUAUCACAGAUCUUCGCAAUGACAAAAUUCAAUAUAUAUAUCUAUCAAACAAAAAUACAAAUACAAUAACAAAAGAAUAAAG
Messenger RNA from Drosophila grimshawi, 843 nucleotides. RefSeq names its product DNA-directed RNA polymerase II subunit RPB9 (gene RpII15). Gene Ontology annotation, molecular function: DNA-directed RNA polymerase activity; nucleic acid binding; zinc ion binding. NCBI's taxonomy places the organism in Eukaryota, Metazoa, Arthropoda, Insecta, Diptera, Drosophilidae. Bases 82 to 471 code for a protein of 129 amino acids. Gene Ontology annotation, biological process: DNA-templated transcription; transcription-coupled nucleotide-excision repair; maintenance of transcriptional fidelity during transcription elongation by RNA polymerase II. The record is from RefSeq and is a predicted model, not a curated record. The transcript is spliced from 2 exons. Gene Ontology annotation, cellular component: RNA polymerase II, core complex.